Molecule: messenger RNA, 1229 nt
Organism: Lagopus muta (rock ptarmigan)
Lineage: Eukaryota; Metazoa; Chordata; Aves; Galliformes; Phasianidae
Gene: VTI1A
Product: vesicle transport through interaction with t-SNAREs 1A
Exons: 9
Coding region: 1-990 (329 amino acids)
Biological process (GO): intra-Golgi vesicle-mediated transport; macroautophagy; intracellular protein transport
Cellular component (GO): late endosome membrane; ER to Golgi transport vesicle membrane; Golgi apparatus
Molecular function (GO): SNAP receptor activity; SNARE binding
Source: RefSeq, a predicted model, not a curated record
AUGGCUCCCUCAGCCCCUCGCCGUCCCGCCGGGAGGAACGGGAAAGGGAAGGGGAGGCGUUGGGGCCCGCCGGGCCUCGGCCCCGCCCCGAGAGGCGGCGGGGAGCGGGGCCGCCCGCCCAGCGCGGCCCGCGAGGCGGAGGCGGUCCGCGCGCUAUUGCGGCCCGCUGGGAAACGGGCGGCCGAGGGGCGGGCGGUGCGCCGGAACCCGCGGCGGCGGGGACGGCUUUGCGGGGAGCAGAACGCGGAAGCGGCUUCGAGGAGAGCGGCGAAGCGCGGCGUCCCCGCCGGGCCGACCCCGCGGCGAGGCGAAGCCAUGUCGUCCGAUUUCGAGAGCUACGAGCAGGACUUCGCCGUGCUGACGGCCGACAUCACGGGCAGGAUCAGCCGGGUGCCCAAGCUGCUCGGAGAUGAAAAGAAGCAGAUGGUUGCAAAUAUUGAGAAGCAGCUUGAAGAAGCAAGGGAACUGCUCGAGCAGAUGGAGCUUGAAGUCCGAGAGAUCCCACCUCAAAGUCGGGGAAUGUACAGCAGUCGAAUGAGAAGCUACAAACAAGAAAUGGGAAAACUUGAAGCUGAUUUCAAAAGGUCACGGAUCGCCUACAGUGAUGAGGUGCGGAAUGAGCUCCUAGGGGAUGACGGGAAUUCCUCAGAGAACCAGUUGAUAAAAUUACGUGAAGAGAGGGCACAUCUGCUCGAUAACACAGAGAGGCUGGAAAGGUCAUCUCGGAGACUAGAGGCUGGAUACCAAAUAGCAGUGGAAACCGAGCAGAUUGGACAGGAGAUGCUGGAAAACCUCAGCCAUGACAGAGAGAAGAUCCAGCGUGCUCGGGAAAGGCUUAGAGAAACAGAUGCAAACCUGGGAAAGAGCUCCAGGAUACUGACAGGGAUGUUGCGAAGGAUCAUCCAAAACCGAAUUUUGAUCGUUGUUCUGGCAGUCUUCAUCAUCCUCACCACUGCAGCGGCUAUUUUUUUUUCUGUCCAGGGACGCUGAUAUCUUUAUUCUGCAACAAACUGCUUGUUCUGAGUAAUUAAGACAAAGUGGUCACAUGAAUCAUUCUCUUGCACUGACAGAGUCUCCUUCUCUUUUCCACUAUUCAACUCAGGUGCAAGUGGUGUAAAAUACUUUAUGUUAUUGAUGGCAUAGUUGAUGGCAUGUGGCGUUGAUUAUUUUUCUCCUUUUUUUUUUUUUUUUGUCUUCAUCUGAGUGUUUUUGGAAUCUUAAUAUUCAUU